Molecule: messenger RNA, 849 nt
Organism: Sparassis crispa
Lineage: Eukaryota; Fungi; Basidiomycota; Agaricomycetes; Polyporales; Sparassidaceae
Exons: 6
Coding region: 1-849 (282 amino acids)
Source: RefSeq, a predicted model, not a curated record
AUGCCACUUGACCGUGAAGCCCUCAGGCUUGCCAUGCAACAACGAACCCCUCCAACACCAAGAACUCCUUCUACAGGUCCAUCCACGGAAGCUCCAGCAGAUGAAGCUCAUAGUGGCCACAAGCGACCACAUGAUGAUAUUGACGACUCGAUAACCGAUGAGGAGAAUGUUCUGCCAUCAUCUGCCAUUGCAUUGGGAUCUUCGUCAGUGUUACGGCCGAGUGUCUCAGCAAAUGUGGCCACAAACCUGGAAGUAUUCACAGCCAAUGAGUGCAAGAAGGCACGGCUGGAUGAGACGGAGACAGCUGAGGUUCAGGCUUUCAACAAGCUUACAUUUGACAAGAGACUGACCCGGUUAUACAUCAAGUUGACCGCCACUGACAAAAGACUCGGGAACUUCGACGAGGCCAAGAAACAAAUUCAAGAGAAGAUCUCACCGAGACGAUCAUGCCAGAGCAACAUCAAGACAUAUGCCCACGCAAUCUUGCUGGAUCCGUGUCUACAUGGAUACCACGAGAAGGUCCCCAUCAAGCAUCUUCUGACCAUCAUCAAGAGAAUGAGGUUUGACCUUCCAGUUGACAUCAAGAAGAAUUGCGCGCACUGGCAACUCAUCAAGUCGGAAGUUGGUGAAGUGUUCACACAACGUAGACGGGCAUUCAAGGAGGAGAUCAAGAAGAGCACUGACUGGGACAUCUACACAAUAAUGAAGAGGCUGAUCGGCGACAGUGGGUGUAAGAUGUCCUUGGAGUUAAUUGCUCGUGUUGCAAUUAUGCGUUGCGUAUUCUUCGAAGAAGAAAAGACGGACAACGCCUUCUGGAUUGAAGUCGAUAAGGUCCUCGCGCAAAUCUGA